AUGUCCAGCUCUCAAUCUUGCAAUCACGCCCUUACCGUUGAGCCAAAUCUCACUUUGGGCCCAACGCAUUCCUUCACUCGUAAAUCCACUCCUCUCUCCUAUUUGAAUGAUCCAACCAAUGGUGGGUACAAUUUCAUUACUUCCAAAUAUCAUGUCUAUGCUUGUGAGAGUAAUGGACCUAUUCUGAACCGCACCAAAUUCACUCCACAUCCAUUGAUCAUGUGUUGUUCUGAAGCGUAUUCCAAACAUUAUCCAUUGAUUCUAUCUCCGGAUGAUAUUUGGUUGCUGAUCGCACAGGGCUUUGCUCGGCAUGUACAGGUUCAUUCCGAAAAGUUAAGAUCACUUUUCAUUUCGGAUGCCUCGGAAUCAAAUUUGAAACAGCAAGAUCCAUCUGCAAGCUCAAAGAUCAAUAUUGUUGUUUCUAUGGAUGAUAAAUUUAUUCCUGGCCAGGAUGAUCAGGAGUCGUCAAAGAAGUUUGAAAAUGUGGAUUGGACUCGAGUCUUUCAAGAAAUUACAACGCAUGUACAAUCACACCUUCGAAAUGGCAAUGAUAAAAGCACCUCAGAUUCCCAUUUAUUGGACUGUAAUUUCUCGACUUCAACCUCCAUUGAGAAGAGUGCCUCACAAAUUGUGUUCAUGAGUGCCAUGAAAAACUAUUUCAAUUACUGGAAUGCGUUUUGCUGUGGAUUACCCAGUAUUACAUUAUUGGGAACUGUUCGUGAUUGGGAAAGCAUUAAGGAGAGAACCAUUCAAUUGGAUCAAUAUGGACUGGAGUUUUGGACAAAAGCAUUGAUUCCAAUUUUGGACAGAUUUAUUGAGACGGCCAAGGUCAGUGAAUCGUCUUCCUGUCUUUCUGAAUCACUGAAAAGUUUCUGGAAUCGUAUUGCGCUGUUCAGUAUGAAAAGUGGUUCAUGGCGAGUAACUGGUUGGAUUUCCUAUUUUUUCCCAUACACUGAACAGAAUGCAAUUUCACGAGAUUUGUUAGCUUUGAAAGACGAUUCUCUCAGCACCUUUUUGGAUGAUGUUAAAUUGUCAGGAUGGGGAACCACUGCUGAUCAAUAUCCAUCUGGCUUAUCGACAGUUCAAGUGCAUGUUUUGAACUCUCCAGAAAAGGGAGUCAAUUCAUUGCAAUACGUUGCUGGAUUUUUGGGUUACGAUUACGAUGAGCAGUUGAAAGGAAUGAAACCAAGAAUUGGAUGGGCAAUUGGGUCUGAAAAACAAGAUGAACAAGUGACUGACGACUGA
This is a messenger RNA of Naegleria lovaniensis, 1245 nucleotides long. RefSeq lists its product as uncharacterized. NCBI's taxonomy places the organism in Eukaryota, Heterolobosea, Eutetramitea, Acrasida, Naegleriidae. The transcript has a single exon. The coding region runs from base 1 to 1245 and encodes 414 amino acids. The record is from RefSeq and is a predicted model, not a curated record.